AUGACUAGUAAGAAUAGGCUUACAGCAGCAGCAUACCAAUGUCUCCCUGAAGGUCCUCUUGAUGUCGACAAGGCUUCCUACAAUGAAGUAGCAGCCACUGCAUUCACAGAACCGCAUUUGCGUACACUGUUUGAAAGCUUCAUCUCUCCCAUUCGCAGCGGAAAGGCAUGGCCAGUACGAAAAGGUGAUAUCUGUCGUAUCGUAGCAGUGGAAGACGCCCAGGUCGGUGACCUGAACAUCUGGUCGCUUCACAAUCCUCGUGAACGGCGCUGGGCUUCAUGAACGCGCCAGCUUCAGCGAGCUCAGGUAGCCGUCUAUGAUUGUCUUUGGUCAACAUUACCGUACCUCCAGCCCCUAGUGACAAUUACGGGAGACGCGCUCAAGGACUACGGUGUGGAUGGAAGCGGGACUGAUUCAGAAGGGGGAAGGGUUCAUGAUCUACUUGGGACUAGAUGUGAUUUGUAUGUUAGUCGCGUACUUACUGGGCAGGGUA
Molecule: messenger RNA, 493 nt
Organism: Lentinula edodes (shiitake mushroom)
Lineage: Eukaryota; Fungi; Basidiomycota; Agaricomycetes; Agaricales; Omphalotaceae
Exons: 2
Coding region: 1-282 (93 amino acids)
Source: RefSeq, a predicted model, not a curated record